Messenger RNA from Heteronotia binoei (common prickly gecko), 837 nucleotides. RefSeq names its product 17-beta-hydroxysteroid dehydrogenase 14-like. The record is from RefSeq and is a predicted model, not a curated record. Gene Ontology annotation, cellular component: cytosol. Bases 1 to 837 code for a protein of 278 amino acids. Gene Ontology annotation, biological process: steroid catabolic process. Lineage: Eukaryota; Metazoa; Chordata; Lepidosauria; Squamata; Gekkonidae. The transcript has 9 exons. Gene Ontology annotation, molecular function: estradiol 17-beta-dehydrogenase [NAD(P)+] activity.
AUGGCAACUUGGCUACGUUACCCAGGCAAGGUGGUGAUUGUGACUGGUGGCACUCAAGGGAUUGGUCUGGCCAUUGUGAAAGAAUUUGUUCGCCAAGGAGCCAGUGUGGUCUUCUGUUCACGAGCAAGCGGAGUGGAAAAGGGACAAGCAAUCCAGAGGGAGCUGCAGGCUUCUGAGUGCCCAGGGGAGGCUUUCUACCAAGUCUGCGAUGUUCGGAAGGAGUCAGACAUUAAGAGGUUGAUUUCGGUAACUGUAGAACGUUACGGAUGCCUGGACUGCCUGGUGAACAAUGCUGGAACUGGUUAUUUUGAAACAAUAGAUGAAGUGAGUGCUCAAGACUUCUGUAAAGUCAUAGAACUCAACACUGUGAGCUGUUUGUUAACAUCCAAGUAUGCGCUGCCCUACUUACGGGAAACGAAAGGAAACAUCAUCAACAUGGCCAGUAUCGUUGGUGUCCUUGGGAUUAAGCACGGUGUGUCGUAUGCCUCAAGCAAAGGGGCUGUGAUUUCCAUGACCAAAGCCAUGGCCAUUGAUGAGAGCAAGUAUGGAGUACGGGUCAACAGCAUCUCACCAAGUCACAUCUGGACUCCUUUGACGAAAAAAUUGGCAGCUGAGGCACCAAAUCCAAAGGCAUCCAUCUGGAUAGCAGACAAUUAUCAGCUUAUGGGACGUUCUGGGACCCCAGAAGAAGUGGCAUUGGCUGCUCUGUUCCUUGCCGCAGAUGGUACUUUCUGCACUGGUUUAAACUUGUUGCUCAGUGGUGGAGCUGAACUCGGCUUUGGAAAUAAGAACCAGGUGGAUCCUGAGCCCAAACCAAGUGCUGGUGGGAACUCGUAG